This is a messenger RNA of Chenopodium quinoa (quinoa), 1830 nucleotides long. Its product is annotated as protein FAR-RED IMPAIRED RESPONSE 1-like. The coding region runs from base 1 to 1830 and encodes 609 amino acids. The record is from RefSeq and is a predicted model, not a curated record. Gene Ontology annotation, biological process: regulation of DNA-templated transcription. NCBI's taxonomy places the organism in Eukaryota, Viridiplantae, Streptophyta, Magnoliopsida, Caryophyllales, Amaranthaceae. Gene Ontology annotation, molecular function: zinc ion binding. The transcript has a single exon.
AUGGUUCAAUUAAGUGAUAUGUCUUUAGUAGAAGUAACCAGUAAGCCAGGCAAGUCAAAGAAAUGUGGUUGCGGUGCAAUGAUUUAUGCAAAGCCCUUUCCUGAAGGAAAUUGGUUUCUGAGCAAAGUAGUUUUGGAGCACACGAACCACAAUCCUAAGCCUAGCAAAUGGAAGGACAUAAAGAAGUAUAAGGAGGUAUUACCAGAUUUGGAGAGGAGAAUGUUUGCUAAAAGAAAGUUGCACAAUUAUCUGGCAAAUGAGAAAGAUGCAUCUGAUAAUGUAACAUCUAGAGAAACUGACAUGAGCUAUGCUACGGCUACAAUGGGGGAAAGAAGAUCGAAGCUUAAGGAUGGAGAUGAAGAUGCAAUCUUCUGUUUUGUCAUGAGAAUGCAAUGCGGUAGCCAGAACUUCUCCCAUUUUAUUAGGCAUGAUGACUAUGGGUGUAUAAAAGAUGUGUUGUGGGUUGAUGCUAGAAGUAAGGCUGCAUAUGAGGAUUUUGGUGAUGUGGUAUAUUUUGAUACAACUUACUUGACAAAUGAGUAUGAUUUGCCACUGGUUAACUUUGUUGGGAUCAAUCAUCAUGGUCAAACAAUCUUGUUGGGAUGUGCAUUGAUCUCACACGAGGAAGAAGAGACAUUUGAGUGGGUGUUUAGAACGUGGCUGCUGUGCAUGGAUGAUAGAGCACCUCAGGUCAUUCUAACUGAUCAAUCUCCCACCAUGAGGAAGGCUUUGGCAACUACGAUGCCAGAGACCAGGCAUGCAUGGUGCUUAUGGUACAUGUUACAGAAGUUUCCUCGGAACUUGGGGUCAGUUCCAAGGUAUCAGCAUUUUAACAAGGAGUUAAAGGAUGCAAUUUGUAACUCCUAUACAGUUGAGGAGUUUGAGAGACAUUGGACAAGUGUGAUCAGUGAGUAUCAGCUUCAGGAAAAUGAAUGGUUACGAUGCUUGUUUCACGAGAAGCAUAUGUGGGUUCCUGCUUACACCAAUCACUUGUUUUUGGCUGGAAUUUGGUCAACUAUGAGGGUGGAGCGGUUUCAAAGUUUUUUUGACGGAUUUGUUGAAAAACACACCACAUUAUGUGAGUUUGUUAAGGGUUAUUGCUUUGCCAUGGAGAAGAGGGUGAGAAUAGAAGAGGAUUCAGAUGAGGACUGUGCACGUCAGGUAAGGGGUUUGGCCACAGCCUAUAUCCCAGAGAUAGUAUUCCAGAAGAUAUACACGGAUGCCAAAUUCAAGAAGUUGCAAAUUGAGUGCCAGGGUGUGGUUUAUUGCCAUAGCCGUGAAAAGAAAACAGUUACAGACACGGAAGUAGAGCAUCUCAUACAAGAUAGAGUAUGGGUUGAGGUGCCUGGAAGAAGUGAAAGGAUCAUAACUGAAGACAGAAGAACUUUCCGAGUGAAGUUUAACACUGUAACAAAUUAUGUUUCAUGUGAAUGCAAGCUAUUUGAGCACAGUGGAAUAUUGUGUAGGCACUGUAUACUUCUGUAUUUCAUGCACGAUUUGCCUAGAAUCCCAGAGAAAUACAUUCUUAGACGCUGGCGGAAGGACAUACAUAGGAAGCAUUCAAGGACUAAGGUUGCAUACUAUGAUCCUUCUAGCACACUAGAAUUGAAAAGGUAUCAUAAGAUGCAAGUGGCAUUCGAGGAUGUUUGCAGCAAAGCAAUGGAGUGUGACAAGACACUUGGCAUUGUGAUGCAACUAAUCACUGAGAUGAAGUUAAGAGUUGCAGAAUGUUUAGGGCAGAACUACGUAGACAGAUUUAUAGAAUUUAAUGGUAUGGAGACUAAAGAGACCAUGUCUUCUGUUGGGUUCGAGUGUGAGAAUGAUGAUUAG